AUGUUUCCGCGAUGCUUUCGCGACUACAUUGUACAAUCCUUUGGCCAUCGCAUUAUCUCAGUUUCUCAGCUGAGCCUACUUAUUGACCGAAACAGGUUCUUACAUAGACAACUUUGGAAUAUCCCGACCAUUUGGACUGACUGCCUAGAUCGUAUUUACAAUCACCAUCAUGAUAUCCAAGUUGAAUCUCCGUAA
Molecule: messenger RNA, 195 nt
Organism: Penicillium expansum
Lineage: Eukaryota; Fungi; Ascomycota; Eurotiomycetes; Eurotiales; Aspergillaceae
Exons: 1
Coding region: 1-195 (64 amino acids)
Source: RefSeq, a predicted model, not a curated record